Molecule: messenger RNA, 633 nt
Organism: Hibiscus syriacus
Lineage: Eukaryota; Viridiplantae; Streptophyta; Magnoliopsida; Malvales; Malvaceae
Product: transcription factor DYT1-like
Exons: 3
Coding region: 1-633 (210 amino acids)
Biological process (GO): regulation of DNA-templated transcription
Cellular component (GO): nucleus
Molecular function (GO): protein dimerization activity; DNA-binding transcription factor activity; sequence-specific DNA binding
Source: RefSeq, a predicted model, not a curated record
AUGGAUAUGGAAUUCUUGGGUUCCGAGUUAAAUGAACUAUCCAUGAGGCCUAGCAGAGGAAGACCGGGAAGGAGAAGGCACGGAAAUAACGACGACAACUUCGUAUCAAAGAACCUCCACGCCGAGCGAAAGAGGAGGAAGAAACUCAGUGAUAGACUGUUAGCUCUGCGUUCUCUCGUCCCAAUCAUCACAAAUAUGAACAAAGCAACCAUAAUCGAAGAUGCAAUUAGUUACAUCCAAGAGUUGCAGAAAACCUCAGAUGAUCUCAGUGAGGAGCUACUUGACAUGGAAGCAUCAUCUGAAGAAGGUGGAAAGCAAAUUGAAAUGGAAGCUGUUGCUGCUGAUGAAAUGGCGAAAUGUGGGAUAAAGGAACAAGUUAAGGUAACCAACAUUGAUGGGAACAUGCUUUUGAUCAAGAUUAUCCUACAGAAAAAAAGGGGUUGCUUCACUAAACUGAUAGAAACCAUGGAUUAUCUUGGCUUUGAGCUCAGUGAGACCAGUGUCACCACUUUCAAAGGAGCAAUGCUUUUUUCAUCAUGCGUACAUGGAAAAUUUGUGGAUGCUCUAAUGAUUGAACAGACGGAGGAGCUGUUGUUAGAGAUGAUCAGAAGCAUUAAAGGAAACAUUUGUUGA